Sorex fumeus (smoky shrew) is the source of this 1793-nucleotide messenger RNA. RefSeq names its product purinergic receptor P2X 2 (gene P2RX2). The transcript has 11 exons. Gene Ontology annotation, biological process: response to ATP; monoatomic cation transmembrane transport. Lineage: Eukaryota; Metazoa; Chordata; Mammalia; Eulipotyphla; Soricidae. Gene Ontology annotation, molecular function: extracellularly ATP-gated monoatomic cation channel activity; ATP binding; purinergic nucleotide receptor activity. The coding region runs from base 77 to 1483 and encodes 468 amino acids. The record is from RefSeq and is a predicted model, not a curated record. Gene Ontology annotation, cellular component: plasma membrane; nuclear inner membrane.
ACGGCGCGGGGCUUCGGGCGCUGGGUCCGCGCGUCCCGACCCUGGGCGAGCUGCAGGCGCGCUCGGGGCGGCGGGUAUGGCGGCCCCCGAGCCCAAGACCCGCGCGGGCGCGGCCGUAGCCCGGCGCCUGGCCCGGGGGUGCUGGUCGGCCUUCUGGGACUACGAGACGCCCAAAGUGAUCGUGGUGAGGAACCGGCGCCUGGGCGUCGUGUACCGCGCCGUGCAGCUGCUCAUCCUGCUCUACUUCGUCUGGUACGUGUUCCUCGUACAGAAGAGCUACCAGGACAGCGAGACGGGCCCCGAGAGCUCCGUCAUUACCAAGGUCAAGGGCAUCACCUCCUCGGAAAACAGAGUCUGGGACGUGGAGGAGUAUGUGAAGCCCCCCGAGGGGGGCAGCGUGUUCAGCAUCAUCACCAGGAUCGAGGUCACCCCCUCGCAGACCCUCGGAACCUGUCCGGAGAGCACGAGGGUCCGAAACGCCACCUGCGACUCGGAUGAGGACUGUGUGGCUGGUGAGCUGGACAUGCUGGGAAACGGCGUGCGCACAGGGCGCUGCGUGCCCUACUACCACGGAGCCACCAAGACUUGUGAGGUGUCCGGUUGGUGUCCGGUGGAAGACGGAGCGUCCAUUAGCCAGUUUCUUGGUAAGAUGGCCCCCAAUUUCACCAUCCUCAUCAAGAACAGCAUCCACUACCCCAAAUUCCAGUUUUCCAAGGGCAACAUUGAGACCCGCAAGGAUGGCUACCUGAAGCACUGUACCUUUCACGAAGUCUCUGACCUCUACUGCCCCAUCUUCAAGCUGGGCUUCAUUGUGGAGAAGGCGGGAGAGAACUUCACUGAGCUGGCACACACAGGCGGUGUCAUUGGAGUCAUUAUCAACUGGGACUGUGACCUGGACCUGUCCGCCUCCAAGUGCAACCCCAGGUACUCCUUCCGGAGACUCGACCCCAAGCAUGUGCCAGCUUCCUCCGGCUACAACUUCAGGUUUGCCAAGUACUACAAGAUGAACAACAGCACCACCCGCACACUCAUCAAAGCCUAUGGGAUCCGCAUCGAUGUUAUUGUGCAUGGACAGGCAGGGAAGUUCAGCCUGAUUCCUACCAUCAUUAAUCUGGCCACAGCUCUGACCUCCAUCGGGGUGGGUUCCUUCCUCUGCGACUGGAUCUUGCUAACAUUCAUGAACAAGAACAAGCUCUACAGUCAUAAGAAAUUCGACAAGGUGUGUGCCCAGAAGCAUUCUGCAGGUAGCUGGCCAGUGACCCUGGCCCUGAUCUUGGGUCAGGCCCCUCCCCCACCCUGUCCCCGUUCUACAGAUCAAGGCCAGGCCCUGGCUGCUCUGCCCCCACUGCCUGGCCCCACCUCUGCCCCAUCUGAGCAGAUGGUGAAUGCUCCUGAGCAGGGCGCAGGACCCAGACUUUGUGCCUCUGAGCCUCCCCAUCUAGACUCCAUGUCCACGGACCCGCGAGGUUUGGCCCAGCUCUGAGCUCCACCUUCUACUCCAUCACUGCGGCACAGAAACUGGCUUGGUGGGAGGCUGCAAGGUUGCUGCCCGAAGGACAGAGCCCUGCUUUAAUGGCAGCACACUGGUGCCCUGUGGUGAGUUCAGGGCCUGCCCACGUGUCUCAGCACUCUGGAGACCAGGAACAAAGGACCCCUGUGCAUAGGGCUGUGCCCCUCCACUCACAUCAUGUCUAACUGAUUGGGGCUGUAGCAUCUAGUUUCUGCCUACACCUCAGGCUGCACCUCCCUGCCCCCACUCCCUCUGCCUUGUAAUCAAGAAAUCACAUGUCCAG